Bipolaris zeicola 26-R-13 is the source of this 387-nucleotide messenger RNA. RefSeq lists its product as uncharacterized. The record is from RefSeq and is a predicted model, not a curated record. NCBI's taxonomy places the organism in Eukaryota, Fungi, Ascomycota, Dothideomycetes, Pleosporales, Pleosporaceae. Bases 1 to 387 code for a protein of 128 amino acids. The transcript has 2 exons.
AUGCUUACAGACUGUGCUUCUUCUAUCCGAUCGACUGAAGCUUAUCGAGAUCGAUUGCAUCUUCUCACCGGUCUCCUCGCAGCAGCAGCUUGCAUCAGCGGCGUAGUUGCUGCUCCACAACCUCAAACUUGUACCUAUACCUACCGACUCCAGGAACUCGCGUACCUCCCCCCAGGGUAUGGUAAAGACUGGAAGCAAGUGCAGCAAGACCUCUGCACCAAGUUCGGUGCUCAAUGGAAUUCAAAUGACGGCUUUUGUCUGAUUUCGAAGCCCCUGUCAGACAAAAUUUUCCAUUUCACCGUCAAGCCUGAUCCAAACAAACCCGGUCUCCAGCCUAUUGAUGUUCGAGCCAAGUAUGUCACUGUGUUUGCCUCCAACUGUAAAUGA